AUAAAAUAGCCACAACCAACCCCUUCUCUUGCUCGGAUGCUCUCUCUUCCCCGCCCACCAGCUCUGCCUCCGCCGCUUCAAUAAUCUUCUCAUGGGGCCCACCUCCGCCGCCUCGUACUUCGCACCUCUCCGUCGCCUCUCCUCCGCCACCGCCGCCACCCUUCUCUCUAUGAUCAUUAUGACGAUUAUUUCCAUCUCUAUUCCCAGCACCACCGCUUGCUGAAUCGCUCGCACCGCCGAGCUCUUUGAUCCGCUUGGCCGUUGGAAAGUUGAUACCUUUUCGAUAUUUUAUUCGUUUUCCCCCUUCCUUUUGACUAGAAGGAAAGUGAGAGGGAGAGGAUGGCAUCGUCGCUGUUGAUGAACCACGGGCUGGGCUUGAGGAACGCCACGCUGAGCUUUGGCCUGAAGCCCUGCCGUCCGGCCGCCGGGAACGAUACAAGGUUAAUUUCGGACUUGAUCGUCAUCUUUUCGUGACAUUGAUGGUUUGUCUGUAAGGUCGUGAAGUGAAUCAUGGAGCAGUGUCUUCGCUUGAUGGACACGAAGAUGGAGAUCUCCAGAAGCAGUUCUUAUUCCAAAUUAUCAUCUUCCAAUGCGCAGUCUUGAAAUUAAAAACAGGACAUCAGUGGAUGACAUUAAGAGCCUCAGAUUAAUCACAGCCAUCAAGACUCCAUAUUUGCCUGAUGGGAGAUUUGACCUUGAAGCUUAUGACUCCCUAAUGCACAUGCAGAUUAAUAAUGGUGCUGAGGGCGUGAUAGUGGGAGGAACAACAGGGGAGGGCCAUCUCAUGAGCUGGGAUGAACACAUCAUGCUCAUUGGGCACACUGUUAAUUGCUUUGGUACAUCAAUCAAAGUAAUAGGGAACACUGGAAGCAACUCAACAAGAGAAGCAAUCCAUGCAUCCGAACAGGGCUUUGCUGUAGGCAUGCAUGCAGCCCUUCAUAUCAAUCCUUAUUAUGGGAAGACGUCUUCCCAAGGACUAGUCUCACAUUUUGAGACAGUCCUCUCCAUGGGCCCGUCCGUCAUCUACAAUGUACCAUCAAGAACCGGACAAGAUAUUCCUCCUUCGGUUAUACAUAAGAUUUCACAGAAUCCUAACAUGGCAGGUGUCAAGGAGUGUGUUGGAAAUGAUCGAGUUAAGGAAUAUACAGAUCAGGGGAUGGUAAUAUGGAGUGGUAAUGACAAUGAGUGUCAUGAUUCUAGGUGGACUUAUGGGGCGAAUGGAGUUAUAUCUGUUGUUAGCAACCUUGUUCCAGGUCUGAUGCAUGAGCUCAUGUUCCAAGGGAAGAAUCCUUUGCUGAACUCAAUGCUGAUGCCUUUAAUUGAUUGGUUGUUUCGUGAGCCAAAUCCUAUAGGCCUUAACACUGCUCUGGCUCAGCUGGGAGUGACAAGACCCGUUUUCAGGUUGCCAUAUGUUCCUCUUCCUCUUGAAAGAAGGGUUGAAUUUGUCCGUAUAGUGGAGGCCAUUGGAAGGGAGAAUUUUGUAGGAGAGAAGGAUGUGCAAGUCCUUGACGAUGAUGACUUUAUAUCAGUGGGUCGUUAUUAGUAUAUGCUUUAUCAUGCCUAGCAUUUUGACUGCUUUUUUUAAAUAGAGUUUGGUUAAUGGAUGACUGGAUAAUGUUGUUGUAUGAAUUGUGAUUAUAAAUGGAACUGAUUAGACUUGAGCUGGCCAGUAUA
Molecule: messenger RNA, 1674 nt
Organism: Elaeis guineensis (African oil palm)
Lineage: Eukaryota; Viridiplantae; Streptophyta; Magnoliopsida; Arecales; Arecaceae
Source: RefSeq, a predicted model, not a curated record